AUGGCAGAUAGAGAUCUAAUUACAUGCCACGCCCUCGACACAACUACUGGUCGACCAGCUGCCGGAAUCAAUGUCACUUUGGUCUCCCUUUUCGAGGAAUCGACCAUCUUUCGAGCCAUUACGAAUACCGACGGUCGAAUUGCUAACUGGAAUAAUGAUGCCGGGUCUAAGAAAGUCGGCGAACUGAUCGUUGAAGGAGGAAAAGCAGAAUUUCAGAAUCUGCCAAAGGGAUCCAGCAUGUGGAAGUUACGAUUCGAGACUGGCGCAUAUUAUGGUUAUGAAAACACUUUCUUUCCCUGCGUUGAACUCAACUUCGUGGUCAAGGAAGGAGAACAUUUCCACGUUCCUCUACUUUUGGGUCCAUAUAGUUAUACAACUUAUCGCGGAAGUUAG
Molecule: messenger RNA, 393 nt
Organism: Sclerotinia sclerotiorum 1980 UF-70
Lineage: Eukaryota; Fungi; Ascomycota; Leotiomycetes; Helotiales; Sclerotiniaceae
Exons: 1
Coding region: 1-393 (130 amino acids)
Biological process (GO): purine nucleobase metabolic process
Molecular function (GO): hydroxyisourate hydrolase activity
Source: RefSeq, a predicted model, not a curated record